CUCAGUCAGAAUACAAAAAAAACAACUUAUUUUAAUUCGUCGAGGAAAACUGUUGAAAGUAAUGUUCCUACUUACUGCGCCCCAGGUUCAAGUUCAGAACAAACGGUUUUAUCUCGAAUUGCCGUUUAAUGAGUGCGACUGCGUCUCCACCAGAGGUGCACACAGCCGUCCAGCAGUACGAAGGGCUUCAAGAAGACCAUCAGAGAACCAUGGUGGAGUGUGAAAGACUACAGAAAGAACGAGACAAUGCCGUGAGGAAAUUGAAGGAGUUUCAGAGAGUCUCCCGCAUGGUCAUCCAGGAAGUCAACGUCAUCCAGGAGAGCCUGGAGAUCGAGAAGUCCUGCAGGCAGACCGCGGAGGCUCUCGCUACCAAGCUGAACCGUCAGAACAGGUCCCUGAAGAGAAAGAGCAUGCUGUACCUGUCCCACCUGGGCCCAGAGGUCAUUACCGAGAUCAGCCUGGAGGACGAGGACGAGCAGGAGCCAGAGGAGAGCCAGCCGGGCACCUGCAAUGCCACUGCUCACUGCCAGCAUAUCAUCUCAGAACUUCGAGGCAAGCUGGCGUCGUCUCUCGACGAAAAGAGCCGGCUCGCCGCCGAGGUAGAGGAGGCGAGAGAGGGGCUGAGGAUCGUGAGAGAGGAACUUCUGAAAGAAAAACACAACAAUACCGUUUUGAUUGCCGAGUCUGUUCAACAAAAGAAGCUCUUGGCAAAGUACAACAGAGUGUCUGUACUGGCCGUGGACGAGUACGAGGUGCUGCAGGAGGAUCUGGAUCUCGAGAAGGUUCUGCGGAGAGAGGCGGAGAGCUUUGCUCGGGAGAUGUUGGUGGAGCAGAGGAAGUUGAACAGGCAGAGCCAGAUUCUGCUGCAGAGCGCGUCGCCUGACGAAGCCCUGCAGGGGGCCUUGCGUGAGGUGUCCAGGCUCACCCAGGCCCUGGAGACGCAGCGGCUGGAACACCAAAAACAGGUGACGGAGCUGGAGGGGACGCUGCAGGGCUCGGUGCUGAGGCGGGAGGUGGAGGCCCUGCAGCGGCAGGCGCAGCUGCUGGAGGAGGAGAAGAAGGAGUGCGAGGAGAGGUGUGCCAAGGCCCAGGUGCAGGCCAAAGACCUGCGCUUCACAGUGGAGGAGCUGCAGAAGAAGCUGCAGCAGGCGGUCAAUGCUCCGUCCGGUCCAGCCCCUCCACCACCACCUCCACCUCCACCCCCACCCCUUCCUCCACCACCACCACCCUCUACCUCCAACCCCCUGAGCUCCCUUCUGUCAAUGAUCCGCAAGAGAAGGCAGAUCGCCAAUGACCUUCCUCUAGUCGCGCAGGACUCCCCCAUGAAGGAUGAAGGGAGUAAGGAUUUGGACAUCAGGCAGCAGGCUGUGGACGAGAUGAUGCAGAGAAUUAAAAAGGGGGUUCAGCUCCGACCUGUCAGCCCAUCCAACAGAGCCAGACAGACACAGAAAGAGAAGGUGGCACCCGAUUCUGCCAUUCAGGAGCUAAAAGGAAUUCUGGACACGUUCAGAAGGCCCACCCCUGGCCAGUACAAAGCGGAGGCUCCGGCGGGGGCCGGGGAGACGGAGCUGGAGAGGGUCCUGCAGAGACGACGCCGCUGCGCCCCCGAGACCGCCGCGGACGGCCGUUCGGAGGCCGCCCCGAACCCGUUCCCGAGCAGCGUGCUGGACUUGAGCCGCGUGAAGAGGACCCAGCCCCCGUCCCAAACCCCGCAGGAGCCCGGCGGGCCGGACCUCACCCCUCUGGAGACUCUCACGCCUGCCUCCACAAACGCUGACUCCAAUGGGAAAGGCCACGGGACGCUCGGUGAAUCCUGAAGGUCAGAAAAACAAAGACUGUUCCAGCUGCUAAGCAGCAUCGGUAUACAAAAAAAAAUACUGAAUAUUUACACGGCUUUUAUAAGAAAUACAUGGACAGUUCUGAGACAGCUUAUGUUGACGUUUAAUCAAUCUCUAUGCAGAAUUUUUGGUGAGAUUUUCCUCAAAUCUAAAUUGAAUAGAUUUACUUGAAAUGUGUCCCUUUAAAGUUUUAAUGCAGAGAUAUCACACAGGUGGUUACAUGGAAAAUUGAAAUGCCAAGUAUAAAUUUAAUUAAGGUAAAUUAACAUUUCCCUGUUCUGAUUUACUGGUUCCAUUGUUUACAGCAUCAAAAAGCACUCCUUUAAUCUAUACUACUAUGUGUAUGUACAUGUGUGUGUGCACAUGCAUGCAUGCAUGUAUGCAUGCAUUCAUGUAUGUGUGUGGUUUAAAUGGGUAUAUCCACAGUCAAAACAUAUAAAACAUAUGUUCCCCAGUGUACAAUUUUACUUAAAAUAGAAUUACACAAAUAUUUUCAGUAUUAUGUUAUAUAUUUUUAUGUUUAGUUCAGUUCUGUUUGAUCUGAACUCAGUUGGGAGGCAUUAGUAUUGUAUUCUUUUUUGAAAUGUAUAUUUUGUGCAAUUUGUUUUAAUAUUUUACUGGUUUUUUAUAGCAUUAACCUUAUAGAUAUUAUGUUUGCAUUUAAAACUAAAGAAGCCACU
This is a messenger RNA of Anguilla anguilla (European eel), 2518 nucleotides long. It is a transcript of the gene shtn1, whose product is annotated as shootin 1. The record is from RefSeq and is a predicted model, not a curated record. The transcript is spliced from 17 exons. The coding region runs from base 129 to 1817 and encodes 562 amino acids. Lineage: Eukaryota; Metazoa; Chordata; Actinopteri; Anguilliformes; Anguillidae. Gene Ontology annotation, molecular function: actin binding.